This is a messenger RNA of Oncorhynchus keta (chum salmon), 462 nucleotides long. RefSeq names its product transmembrane protein 182-like. The record is from RefSeq and is a predicted model, not a curated record. Gene Ontology annotation, cellular component: membrane. The transcript is spliced from 4 exons. Bases 1 to 462 code for a protein of 153 amino acids. Lineage: Eukaryota; Metazoa; Chordata; Actinopteri; Salmoniformes; Salmonidae.
AUGGAGGGCAAGCGUUGUCCAGACACCAAAUUCUACCACGAGGGCUUCUUUUGGAGGUGCUCCUUCGGGGGAAACCUGGACGACCACACCCUCUUGAAGUUCUGGAUCACCAAUCAGCCACAUGCCAAAGUUUGCACACACGCCUACCUCUUCCCAUUUCCAGUGUCUCAACAGACUCCCAAUGCCACUACAUAUGACUCUGCAAUCAACUACAGAGGCUUCUGGAGUAUCUUCAUGAUAAUUGGUGUGACUGCAGUUGUAAUGGGCAGGUUUUUUAUCAUCUGUGCUGCCUCAUUCGCCAGUCACCGUCUAUAUAAGGCUGGGGGCGGCCUCUUCCUGAUGUCCUGUGAGUCAUUGGCCGAUAACAUCAUACAUUUCAGGAUGUUGGUGAUUUGCUUAUGCAGGCUGUCUGCAGUCACAUGUCACAUGUCAGAUGUUGCCGUAGCAGCGAGUAGGAAAUGA